AUGACACUAGAAAUUGGUCAUGGGCGUAUUGACACGCCAGCACAGUCUACAUUGUUGCCUUUUACUCGGACCUUCAUCAUCUCAGAUCUCCACAAUAAGUGGCCAUACUCGUCAGAGAACCCCGCUCUCAAGGUCGAUGUCUUCAUCCACUGCGGAGACCUUACGCAGUACGGCGGUCCACCCAGCUUCCAACGGGCCAUCAACAGCAUCAAGACCGUUGAUGCCGAAGUCAAGCUGGUCAUUGCUGGCAAUCACAAUAUUGAUAUAGAUCAGGCAUGGUUGGAUGAGUUCGCUGAAGAUGAAGACGAUGUUGAGAUUGGCGCUAAAUACGAAAUAUCGUUCACGGUGUACGCAACCCCAUACACACCAAAGUUUGGAGAGUUCGCCUUCCUAUAUGGCGAUGGCGAAGACAGGUUUAACGAGGGACUGAGCACGAUGUCAAAAGGUGUCGACAUUGUCAUAUCGCACGGUUGCAGCGCAGCUACAGUGAAUUGGGGACCGAAAGAGCUGGAAUUCACUAUUGAUGGUACCUCUAUGUCUAGGACUGGCGAGGGAGUUGAGACCCUACUUGUCAAUGCUGAUAUAAUUGGUGACGGGAAGAGAUGGCUAAUGGACUUGAACCUCUAGAAUUGUGAUGACAUUGCACCACUGUCUUCAAUAGAUGCUUCGUAUUGUUCAGCGGAUUAUUUGAGCUAUCUUCCAAUCAGGAAGUUAAAACAUUCUCUCCCUAGCGCAUUUGACUAUAUUCGUGACCCCUCAAACCUUGCCCGCCACGAAAGCAGCAGCAGCAGGAGCAUCGAUCUCAUAGUUCCUGUGCUCAGGGGUGAUGAUGAUGCCGUUAUCGCAGAUAUUGUCACCCUCAUGGCAGAUGAUAAGAACCUUGGAGCUAGCGACGCUGCCGAACGACUCAUCGCGGUCUGCAUCGCCGAAUGUAACAACUAGUGAGGUCAAUAUUAAAUCCAAAUAUGUGAGCCUCAUCUGUGACUUACCGGCGCUAACCUUAGCAGCAGCCUCAGCUGUAAGCCUUUGAGUGGCAGUGUGUACGAGCUGAGCACCCUGGCUGUACCCAGAAAUCACGAUCUUCGUGGAC
This is a messenger RNA of Didymella exigua CBS 183.55, 1090 nucleotides long. RefSeq lists its product as uncharacterized. The transcript is spliced from 4 exons. Bases 1 to 627 code for a protein of 208 amino acids. Lineage: Eukaryota; Fungi; Ascomycota; Dothideomycetes; Pleosporales; Didymellaceae. Gene Ontology annotation, molecular function: hydrolase activity. The record is from RefSeq and is a predicted model, not a curated record.